AUGACGACCUUUUACACCAACGCCCCCAAUAGCGUGUUCUUCAACAGAUGUGUCCAUCCUGCCUUCAGAGAAGCUCCAGUCAUGUCGCGCUUCCGGACCCCAAGUGACGGCUCUGUCACAUCGACCUGUCACACAAUGCUCGAGGAGGCAAUCUCAGUGUGGAGGAGGCGGGCCGUAGCCCAGGUGCCGUACGGAUCUGCGCACGAGUCAAUCGGAUGCAUCACAGCGGCAUUGGAGCUGCGAAAAGACAGCCUGGAGCUGCUGCUUCUCAGAGCGGCCCUGCACAUCGCCUGGGGUGAUCUGGCAGCGGCGGAAGUUGAUGCCAGCACGUGCGCGGCUCUAUACCAGGGGAGACCGGACGUGUAUUAUGUGAGAGGGUGGGCGCGGGCAGGCCUCAAUAAUGUGAGCGGCGCGGAAGCCGAUCUGCGCACCUGCAUCUUGAUGCUGCAUCCCAGCGAUCCCAACCGCCACAAUCAGGAGCAGGAGCUGUGGGCGCUGCUGCAGUGGGCACCCCAAGUGCCGGAGCAGCAGCGUGCCGCUGCCAUUCAGGCAUCCGCUGCACGCCUGGCGCAGGCCGACCAGCUGGCCUGGGAGGCCUUGGCACAUGGCAACCAAGUGUUCUCGGAGUGGUACUUGGCCGCGGCCGCUCAACAAGUUGUGAGCGGCCCGCAGAGGCCCCCCGGCCUUCCACGGUGCCCGAGGCCGGCCUCGCGCCCAGCGCCAGAGCGGUCGCUGCAGCUCUGCUCAGCCGCCGCUUCCAAGGAAGGCAGCCCAACUUCAGAGGCCGGGACCACUCCAGCCGCGGCCCACAAGGAGGCUCACAGCAAAACCCUGUCUCCUGUGAAGACGGCAACUGCGGAUGAGCUCUGCACCGCUGCACCAGACGGGGCAAAGGCGGCCCCCACCACAGACCCCAUCAGCCCCAACACCGUCCUACCUGGGCCUCUCAGAAAGCCAACUACGCGGCCGGCCAGCUCACGAGCCGACACGGCUGAUGAUGUCAGCGCUAGCCUGGCCGCCAGCUCAGCGCCGACCGGCGCCGGACGGCGCACCACAUCAGCUGCCGACCUUGCAGCAGACGUUGACAGCCUCAUCAGCACCUGCAACUACCUGUCUCAUGAGAAGCAGCCCCUGAGCAGUGCAGAGCUCUCGCGUCCGGCACCACUGGAGAUCUGCCCCGGCCUGCGCAAGCUGGGAAGUAGUGACGGCAGCGCUGAGUCAUCACCUGCGCUGUCAGCUGGAGGCUGCGCUGGCGAUGACGGGCUCGAUGUCAGCGGCGCCGAGGAUGACGUCAGCGAUCGCGUCGUCAUGAAGAGCUCCCUGCGGGCCUCUGCGCCCGCCUUCAUGCCGGCCGCCGGCUUCUCGCCCCUUGAGCCUGAUACCGCAGCCGCCGUAGACGGCAGCCGGGCCGAUGGCGCAGUCGCUGGCUAUGGUGCUUCGGCCGAACCGGCCAAGGAGCAGCUCCUUGAGCAGCAGCCCCUGAGUGAGUCGUCUGGGCCUGAUCUGGCGCUGGCAGUUGCACUCGCUGACAUGGACAGUGAGUCACCCGCACUUGAUCUAGCGUUGGCAGCCGCCAGCUCUGGCGCGUCGGCUGAGCCCGCCAAGAAGCAGCGCUCUAAGAGCAAGACCAAUAACGCACAGAAGAAGAGGAAGGGGCGCAAAGGCCGCACUUGA
Molecule: messenger RNA, 1674 nt
Organism: Coccomyxa subellipsoidea C-169
Lineage: Eukaryota; Viridiplantae; Chlorophyta; Trebouxiophyceae; Coccomyxaceae
Exons: 8
Coding region: 1-1674 (557 amino acids)
Molecular function (GO): protein binding
Source: RefSeq, a predicted model, not a curated record